This is a messenger RNA of Phycomyces blakesleeanus NRRL 1555(-), 909 nucleotides long. RefSeq lists its product as hypothetical. Gene Ontology annotation, biological process: succinate transport; fumarate transport. Bases 1 to 909 code for a protein of 302 amino acids. The record is from RefSeq and is a predicted model, not a curated record. NCBI's taxonomy places the organism in Eukaryota, Fungi, Mucoromycota, Mucoromycetes, Mucorales, Phycomycetaceae. The transcript is spliced from 12 exons.
AUGUCGCAACCUAAAUCUAAUGUCUUGAACUCAACAUUAGCUGGAGCAGCAGCAGGAACACUCGAGUUACUCAUUAUGCAGCCAACUGAUGUUAUCAAGACUCGGUUCCAAUCUAUUCGCCUGGCAUCGCAUUAUCAGGACGGAAUUAUAAAUGCCUUUCGUCGUGUCCUGCGAGAAGAGGGAUUUUCUGAUAGCUCAAACCGUUUUCGAUUAGCCUUUUACAGGGGUACAUUGCCUGUCUUGUGUAUUGUCGGUCCUCGGAUAUCGUUGCAGUACAUGGGCCUUGCCUUAUACAAGCCUAUCUUUGAGAAAUACGAAGGGACGUUUAUUCCUGCACAUAGUUCUGCAGGACUUGCAGGUAUAUGCACCGGAAUCACUCAAGCGGUAACUCUUGUGACACCACUGGAGAUGAUCAAGGUCCGCCAGCAAACUGAUAUGAUGAACGCAGCUCAUCAACGAAAGUACCAUGGUCUUAUUAACACUGCUUCAAUUAUUGUCCGUCAAGAAGGAUUCCGUGCUCUUUAUAGUGGUCUUGUUGCUACAGUGGCAAGACAAUCAUGGGGUUUGUUGGUCAAAUUCUCUGGCUACACUGAAAUCAAGGCAUUAUUUACGAAGCAUUCCGAAGAUCCAAGUCAGCCUCUGUCUCCUUGGAAACACAUGGCUAGUGGUGGUUUGGCUAAUGUGUUGGUUGCUAUCCUAAACUCUCCUCCCGAUGUAGUCAAAACAAGAAUGCAAGACGACGGUCGGCCAUAUCGUAACACAUGGGAUUGUAUUAGGCAAAUGGUUAGAAACGAGGGUUUUUUGUCCUUUUUUAAAGGAUCUUAUCUUCGUAUUAUUCGAAUUGCUCCAGGAGGGGCUAUUCAGUUUGCAGCUUAUGAACAAGUUUUAUCCUGGUUGAACAAGUUAUGA